Anneissia japonica is the source of this 1128-nucleotide messenger RNA. RefSeq names its product fatty acid synthase-like. The annotation marks the transcript as partial. Gene Ontology annotation, molecular function: fatty acid synthase activity; oxidoreductase activity. Gene Ontology annotation, biological process: fatty acid biosynthetic process. The transcript has 6 exons. Lineage: Eukaryota; Metazoa; Echinodermata; Crinoidea; Comatulida; Comatulidae. The record is from RefSeq and is a predicted model, not a curated record.
GGAAGCAAAAUGUGUUUGCAACAGAGCAUGCAUACGUAAAUGUUUUAACCAGAGGUGACCUUUCAUCCCUUGCAUGGAUCGCAGCACCCUCACACCUUACCAUGGCAACAGGUGAUCGAAAUAAGCAGACGUGUCAAGUUCAUUAUGCUGCCCUCAACUUUAGAGAUAUUAUGCUUGCUACAGGGAAGCUACCUCCUGAUGCUUUGCCAGGUGAUCUUGCUCAAGAAGAUUGCAUUCUGGGAAUGGAAUUCUCUGGCUAUAAUUCUGAAGGGCAAAGAAUCAUGGGAUUGUUACCAGCUAAAGCCUUGGCAACAACUGUAAUGGCUGAUCGCCGCUUUACAUGGUCAGUGCCAACCGAAUGGGAACUAGAGGGUGCUGCCUCAGUACCUGUUGUGUACGCUACGGCCUACUAUGCACUGAUGGUGCGAGGGCGCAUGAAGAAAGGAGAAAGUGUUCUGAUUCAUUCUGGAAGCGGUGGUGUUGGGCAGGCUGCUAUCUCCAUUGCUCUUCAUCACGGUUGUAAAGUUUUUACAACAGUAGGUACUCAUGAGAAGAAAGCUUAUCUACAAGAUAAGUUUCCAUCACUGGAUGAUGAUUGUUUUGCAAAUUCUCGUAACACCACAUUUGAACAGCACAUUCUUACAGCAACAAAUGGGAAAGGUGUGAACUUAGUUUUGAAUUCAUUAGCAGAAGAGAAACUUCAAGCAAGUGUAAGGGUUCUUGCAAGGCAUGGACGAUUCUUAGAGAUUGGAAAAUAUGACCUGUCUAACAACACCCCACUAGGUAUGGCAGUGUUCCUUCGCAAUGUAGCAUUCCAUGGAAUCCUUCUGGAUGCCCUCUUUGAAGACGGUAAUGAUGAAUGGCAAAUGGUUGCGGAUCUUGUUACAGCAGGAAUCAAGUCUGGAGCAGUGACACCAAUAAGGACAACAGUCUUUGAAAAGAGUGAUGUAGAGGGCGCUUUCCGUUAUAUGGCGCAAGGAAAACACAUUGGAAAGGUCCUGGUUAAGGUACGUGAUUCUGUGGAGCCGUCGUUCUCUAUGAAUGCCUUAUCUUACACCUACUGCCAUCCUAACAAAGUCUACAUCAUUUAUUUAUUUAGGUUAAACAGCUUACCAUCCAUGCCAUGGC